Molecule: messenger RNA, 2988 nt
Organism: Salvelinus sp. IW2-2015
Lineage: Eukaryota; Metazoa; Chordata; Actinopteri; Salmoniformes; Salmonidae
Product: FYVE, RhoGEF and PH domain-containing protein 6-like
Source: RefSeq, a predicted model, not a curated record
GCGGGGAAAUGCAACGUCCUCAGCCGGGAGCAAGGGAAGGAAACAGCGCCUUGGACGAAACUCCAGAAAACUGGAAAAAGGGGGACUAGAGGAAACAGUUUAUUCACGUUUCAGUCGGUGAUAUAAGCUACAUUUUGUUUAUUUUUAUGUUGUUUACCUGGUGUUCUUUGAGACUGACUGACAAUGGGGCAUGAAAAAGAAAAUUCACGAAAUUCCGUGCCGUUCCAUUGAAAGCAAGUUUACUCAUGGAGUAAAGAAAGGAGCAAGUCGGGAGUCAUGAGCACAGGUGUGAAGAAGCCGCCAGUGGCUCCCAAACCCAAACUCGCCCCCUCGGUGAAGCUCUCGCCUCCUCCCAUCGCUCCCAAACCUGAUCUUCUCCUCUCCCAGCCUUCCCAACCCUCCCUCCUUCUUACCCAACCCUCCCCUGCUGCGCUAAAGAGAGCCAAACCUGCUGUGGCGCCCAAACCAUGCCUCUCCAAACCCUCCGCCCCWSMAGCCCCGGCUUCUCCCCCACCCCYCAGACCCAGAGUACCCCAAACCCCUUCCCAGRAGUGCMGSGGGGCUGGGGACGASAGCCUCUCCUUCCUCAACUCCAGAAACGGGAUCCUGUCGCAGCCCAUCCUGCGCGACUCGGWCUACAUCAUUCCUACRUGCUCCUGYGGACUCCAGGACUGCUCCCAAUGCAAACGACUAGGGAAUGGGAACGUUACAGAGGUCGGGAGCGAUACGCUCGGCUCCUGGCCAAACGGGAAUGCCACGGAAAGCAYUGGAACGCUGGUAGCCAAUCGGCCGGGUAAAACAGAGAACGGAGACAGUGAGRAGAGCGGAGGAGUGACCAACACCCUCCAUCUCAGGCUCAAGGACAAACCCCAGAGASAGGAGGGGCAGAGGGAUGGAGAGRGGAGCAGGGAUGAGGAGAAGCUGCAGGGGAACAAAGAGGAGAGRCAGAGGAACCAGAAAGGACAGGAGGGUCAGMRGUAUCAGACUGGKUCAGGGGACCAGUCAUGUAAUGUUCUUGAGGUGGCAGAAACACUUACACAGACUAAAGCUUCUAAUGCAGAACAGACAUACACUGACAGCUGUAAUAUAGACUGCAAUGAGACUGACACCAUUCCCACUCCCCUCAUCCUCCCACUGGAAGUCUCCCCCAUUCGCACCCCCCCACAGACAGUCCCCCCCACCCGCACCCCCUCUCAGAUAGUUCCACCCACCCGCACCCCCCCACAGAUUUUACCCCCCAACCUCGCCCCCUCCCAGGUGGACAGUGAGCCUGACAGCACCCCCUCCCACGCAGACAGUAGUACACAGUGUUCCAGAAUACCCAGGUUACCCACUGACCUCACAGUCCCUGCCGCCCCCAGUAAGCCCCUGCCCGUGCCGCUGCCACGCAAGCCCCGUAAGCUAGCCCUGGUAAGGCAGGACGGCCUGGAGGCCAGCACCCAUGAGRGGGAGACAAAGAACCGCACACAGGGGGGAGAGGUKGGGGAGACUGAGGGGAKUGGGGGGAGAUGUCUCACCUCAGAGAAGGAAGAACACAMCCAGGGAGUGUAUGACAGUCCCUCACCCUCCCAGGACCCUGAAGUUGAAGAGGAGCCUCACCCUGUGCCUCCACCUAGACAGAAGUCCCUCUCCCCCCGCCUCCACAGAGCCAUCCACUGUCCCCCCUCCCUCAACCGAAACACCUCCCACUCUCUGGACUUGCUCUCUCAGCCUGAGCUUAACGCACUGACCUCAGAGAGAAGAGGAGGAGGAGGGGAGGAAGAGGAGGAGAAGGAAGAAGAAGCGGAGGACGGGUACGGAGACUUUGAGCGCUACCCUAUCACCCGGAGCCUGCCCAAACAGAUCAAGCUCAGCUGCCGCCCGCCCCCCKUCGGCAUGACAAGGAAGGCCAGCUCAGCGGAAGAGGGGGGGUCACCCAGGGCCCCGCCCAGGAAGCCCCAGAGACACAGCCUGCCAGCGGGUGCCCCCCCGUCCAUCACCCCCCCUCCACCYCCUCCGCACCACGCCAACACCCCCAUGAGGGAGCUGCCUGCCACCCCACAGGAGAAACCAGCCUGGCGCUUCCCAAGGCCCUUCUUCAGCAGGCAGAGCUCCUCCAGACACAGCAGCGGCRGCAGCAGCCRAGGGSCCCCCCARGGGAAAGCAGCUCUKCUGGGGGGGAAACAGAGGGCCCAGUCCUUCUCCUCGGCUGACCUGCUGGCYCGCGCCGACGGCACCAAGAGGAGCCUUUCCUUCCGGAAGCUUCUGGAGCUGCGGUUGUCUGUCAGGAUGUUGCCACGGUUACUGGCCAGAAGCGGCSAGUCUCUGGAUUGUACCAGCGUGGAGCCGGGCGGRSGGRMSGGGAYGGUGGACCAGUCCRACGRCAGYRCGGGGGUGUCUGGCRGGGAUGGAGAGGGGUCGGURGAGUAUGAGAAYGUUCCUCUGUAUGAGGAGAUACCGGAGUACAUGAACCUGCCUUUCCUCAGCGCACGGCUGGGCUGGCCACUYACACACAGUCUGGACCCAAGCACACACAGACACAGUGACUCAGACGUCUAUGAGGUGCAGGAUCCAUACGAGAGCCACUGCGACUAUAAGCGACCCCAUUCCAUUGACUAUGAGAGGGGCUGGCAUGGAUUGGAUGAUGCUCACUCUGAGGAGGAAGUCCACAGCUCUGACGAGGAUGACAACAGCUCCACCUCCAGCAAGGAGCACCUGGAGCUGUCAGAAGAAGACAGACAGCAAGAGGAUGAGGUGAAGAGGAAAAAGGUGGUGCAUAUCGCCCAGGAGAUCAUGAGCUCUGAGAAAGUGUUUGUGGACGUCCUGAAGCUUCUUCACAUAGUAAGUAUCAGUUAAGCCGCUGGGCUUUUGAUGAGCACCAUAUCUGUGUGUUAACCGUGUGUUAUCUGUGUGUUAUCUGUGUGUUCAGUGGUGUUACCCAGCAAGCCUUCGACUAGCUGUGCUGUGUUGCCUUUCUCCCCUGCCCCCGAGGCAGCAGUUCUCAGCAGU